This is a messenger RNA of Lates calcarifer (barramundi perch), 2714 nucleotides long. It is a transcript of the gene tmem88bl, whose product is annotated as transmembrane protein 88. The transcript is spliced from 3 exons. The coding region runs from base 245 to 766 and encodes 173 amino acids. Lineage: Eukaryota; Metazoa; Chordata; Actinopteri; Centropomidae. Gene Ontology annotation, cellular component: plasma membrane. Gene Ontology annotation, molecular function: PDZ domain binding. The record is from RefSeq and is a predicted model, not a curated record.
GCGGUCCGGAGUCGGUCGGGCGCUCCCGCAGACGCACGGAGGCUCCUCACAGCAGCAUCACUUCUGCAGCGCAGGGUUCAACUCUCAGGUGCUUUCCUCUGCCGCUGUUUAUUUAAAAAGAAAAAGAACGGCCACUGUAAGUACUGGUUUGAUUUUGAGCAGAAACUAAGCGGCUCCAGGUCGACCAGUGGGAGAGGAGUUCAACAAACACACCCGAGAGAUUAACGGGAUUUGUACCUGCAGGAUGUGUGGUAUGGACGUGGACCUGGACGACGGCGGCUCGGGCGAGGAGGAGAAAGAGGAGGAGUUCUGGAUCGGGGAGGGGGUGAAGAUGCUGCCCCCUCCCGUGGCCCACAGCGAGGGCAGUGCGUGGGGCAGCCGCAGGGGCAGGUGCGGCUGCGUGGCCUGCGGGGCUGCUCUCGUCCUGUGGAACCUGUGUGUCAUCUUGGCUAGUGCUCUGCUCCUGGCCGUGGUCUUCUCCGUGGUACUGCUGCCCGCGAUGCUGCUGCUCUACGCCGGUUUCCUCUGCCACUCAAGGGUCCUUGACGCCCCCUCCUCCAUCUGCCGUUAUCUUGAUGACAACAGCUGCUCCGCCCUCAUCAUCCUGGGCUUUGUGAUGAUGUCGCCGCUCGUGGUCGUGGCAGCUGCAGUGUUCUGUGGGCUGCUCCGAAGGUUUCGACUCCUGCUCCUCAUUCAGCCGAUCACACGUGCCCGGUACCAAGGGGGGCUGCUGGACUGGGUGGGCAGCGUCCACGCCUGGGUCUAACCAAGGCGGACAGGAGAUGCUGAGGGUUCGACAUGACAGUCAGGACGGAUCAGAAAGUUAGAUCAGUGUGACAUCGACCAGAGAGGAACAGGGGGUAGCAAAAUUAUGAGGAGGACCUUAGUUGUAUAUUCCUUUGUUCUUAAAGUACAAGAUUAGUUUUUGUUUGCCAGAGACAAUGUCAAUUCAAAUAAAUGGUAGGUUGAUAAGGAAAAGUUUAAAAUAGUGGGAAAUACAUUUAUUUGAGUGGCGAGAGCCUACAACCUGCAGACAGUUAGCUUAGCUUAAAGACUAUAAAUAAGUGGAAACAGUAAGCCUGACUGUCCAUAGUUAAACAGUACUCCACUGGAGCCUGGCAAACGCAAACACUCCAUCUUUAUAUUUAGAUUUUUGUAGGGAUUAAACAAGAUAGCAUUUUCCCUUGUUUCCACUCUUUAUGCUAAGCUAAGCUAAUUACCUUUUGUCCAUAGUUUUAAUCUUGAGAGUGGUGUCGAAUAAAGUGAAUAAUUCUGUUUUCCUAUUACUUUCUUCAAAUUCUAAUUCUUCGUUGUGGUGUUGAACUGCGCAGUGAAAGGUGUCUCUUUUAUUUUGUCUACCCCCUGCAUGCUGCAAGAGUAAGAUUGUGCUUAAGUUCAUUGUAGCAAUUUCCACCUCUGUCUUAUUCGACUUUGAAGCAGAAACUGGCUAAUUUUCAGUGAUCACACAGAUUACGAAACCUAUUCAACAAUCAAAAUACAGUCCAGAAAGGAAAUAAAUCUUUACAGAAAGCAGAUUAUAAAUGAAGACUCAAAGAACUGUCAUUUUCUUUUGACAAAGGUUGUAGUAGUGAGUUUAUGAUGGCAGUAUUCAAUUAGGUUUUGUGUAUAAAGCUAAUAUGUUUGUGAUUUUGUAUUGCCUGUUUGCUAACUUUGUUGACAUAGUUACAUGUGGGAUAUUCCCUGAAAUAUAUAGCUGUGAAGUUAUUUGUGGUUGUACAUUAGAAGUCUAGCAAAGAGUCAAAACAUAAUUGCAAACAUCCUAUUUGUGAUCUUUUUUAAGCUUAACUUUGGUCUGGUGUGUUGAGCUCUGUUCCCUGGGGCCUUCAAAUGCUCUGAAAAACAAGGUGAAUAAUGUAAAAUGUUUGAUAAAAAAAGUAGCAUAUAAGGACUUUAAUAUUAUCUGUGAGGUGACUUAAAUGGGCAGCGAUGUUGUUGUACUCAAACAAGUUUAUCUGAUGUGGCAUCAUUAGUGGUCUUGUCAUGUGGGAGGGGGAGGGUGUGUGUGAAACAUAUUUCCAUUUAGUGGAUAUUUCAGAUCAUAUUGUGCCAUAAAAACACACUCGCCUUUUUAAAACCAACAGGAGUUGACAGAAUGACAAAGUAAUGGCUGUUUAGUGGGGGCCAGGUGUUAAAGAGGGAUUUAAAUCAUCAGACCAGGAGCUCAUCCUGCCACCUCUUUGCUUUCAGGUCAUUUAAAUUCAUCAGCAGCAAAUACACUGCACAUCCUUUUUAUCAGUGUGUCCCGGCUUUGUAAUUAAGUGUUCACAUUUGAGGUUUCAUUUCUCAGACGAAAGCCUUGAGUCGUAUUUUAUGAGCAGCAGUUAUUACGUGCCCUGCGCCAUUGUUAUCAUAUUGAAAUGUAUUUGUUUUUUAUUUAAAUGUAUUCAUUUGUGUGUUUUGUCUGUUUAUGUCCUGUAGUCCUGUUAUUUAUCCUCCACUGAUUGUGAAAUAUUUGUUUACAGUAAUGAACCCCUGCUGGUUCCAGUAUUUAAUAGAACUCGACAGGAAAAAACAAAGUUGAUUUCUUUUCAUUUCUGCCUGGUAAUAAAUAUAACACUAAAAGUAAUUUAUUGGAAAUAUCACAGCAGCUAAUCCUGGUCUAUUUUUUGUUCAGCUUUUCAUUUCAGUAUCACCAUGAAAACAGCUGUGGGUUGUCAGACUUUCCAUCAAUAAAAAGAGGACCUUUUAUUUUU